AUGGCAGCCAAGAACCUCUUUACGCCCCUUACGCUCGGCCGCUUCACGCUGCCCAACCGCAUUUUCAUGGCACCGCUCACACGCUGCCGCGCCACCGCAAACGACCACGUCCCGUCGACAGCCAUGAUCCAGCACUACGCCGACCGCGCGUCGUCGGGCCUCAUCAUCGCCGAAGCGACCAUGAUCACGCCCAACUCGUCAACGUUCUGGACCGAGCCGGGUGUCUACUCGCCCGAGCAGCUCGUCGCGUGGAAGAAAGUCACGGACGCGAUCUGGCACGGUGGCCGCGCGGCGCACCCAGAUCUGAACCGUGGCGCCGACAACGUCGCGCCAUCGGCGAUCGCGAUUGACGGUGACACGCACGGUCCCAACGGCAAGGUGGCACACGCCGUGCCCCGCCCGCUCACGCUCAACGAGAUCAGCGACCUCGUCGCACAGUUCGCGACGGCGGCCAAGAACGCGGUCGAAAUCGCGGGCUUUGACGGUGUCGAAGUCCACGGCGCCAACGGGUACCUCAUCGACCAGUUCCUCAAGGACGGCAGCAACAAGCGCACGGACGCGUACGGUGGCUCGAUCGAGAACCGGGCGCGCUUUGUGCGGGAGAUCUUGACGGCGGUCUCGGAUGCGGUUGGCGCGGACCGCGUUGGUGUUCGGUUCUCACCCGCGAAUGGGUACAACUCGAUGCACGACUCGGACCCGGCCGCCUUGGCGACAUACCUCGCAAAGACGCUCAACGACUUUAACCUUGCGUUUAUCCACAUCCGCCGAGGAGACUCGAGCGAGCACAUGGAGAUCUACCGCAAGCACUACAAGGGCGUGCUUAUUGGCAACCAGUCGUACACGCGCGACGAAGCCAACGACGCGAUUGCAGCCGGCAAGCUGGAUGCGGUUGCAUUUGGCGCUGCGUUUGUGGCCAACCCCGAUCUCGUCGCUCGGUUUCAGAAGAACGCGCCGCUGAACGAAGGCAACCCAAAGACGUACUUUGCUCAGGGCCCCGAAGGCUACAACGACUACCCGACGCUUGAAGAGUCGACGGCGUAA
This is a messenger RNA of Saprolegnia parasitica CBS 223.65, 1041 nucleotides long. RefSeq lists its product as hypothetical. The record is from RefSeq and is a predicted model, not a curated record. The coding region runs from base 1 to 1041 and encodes 346 amino acids. Gene Ontology annotation, molecular function: oxidoreductase activity; FMN binding. The transcript has 2 exons. Lineage: Eukaryota; Oomycota; Saprolegniomycetes; Saprolegniales; Saprolegniaceae.